AUGUCAGAGUUAGACAUAACGUGUGCAUCACCUAGAGCUAUCAAAGGACAAGCAGUUGCAGACUUACAAGCAGUAUUCCCUGGAGAAGGCACUACUUCACUACGCGAGGACCUUCUUGGAGAAUUUCCAGACAUCUCCGUUGUCGAAGAAGAAGCGUGGCUAUUAUAUUUUGAUGGCUUUUCCACCCCUAGUAAUAACACUAGAGGGGCUGGCAUAGUCCUAGUGUCUCAAACCGUUCGAAGGUUUAGAAGAAACCUUGACGGUGAAGAGGAGAACGGUAGAAUCAACGUGGAUUUCAUAAUGCAAAGAAACUGGAACCUACGUUGGCGAACUCCGAUAAUUCAGGAGCUCAGCAGCUCACUUUCUCAAGGAAAGGACAGUCUCAAAACCUUGCAGAGCUUCUUCAUGCUUCAUGGUAUGCUAUAUCACCGAAACCCGGAUGAUUCCUUAUCAAGAUGUCUCGGAGAUGAAGAAGCUCAGCUGCAGCUUAACCGCGUUCACGAUGAAAUUUGCGGACAAACAUUGGUGGUAACGCUCUAUCGCCGUCUUCGACGCCUGGGCUAUUACUGGCCAGAAAUGGAAACUCAAUCUCAUUUACUUCAAAAGUCUUGCUCUAAUUGUCAAAUGUCGCCGCAUCAAUUGGAGGUUUUCAGCGUGAGUCAUGCUGGGGACUGGAGAGAGCCGUACAUUAGAUAUCUUCACGAUGGAGUAACUCCUGCUAAUCAAAAGGAUUCCAUCAAUAUGAAGCAAAAGGCGAAGAAAUUCGUAUUUCAUGAAGGGAUCCUCUGGGGACUUGACAUAAUUGGAAAGAUCAAUCCUCCGUUAUCAAAGAAGCACAAGUACAUCAUAACUGCGACAGAAUAUGUUACCAAAUGGGUUGAAUCCAUUCCUCUACGAGGGACUACAGGAGCAACGAUUGCGGCUUUCAUUAAAGAGUACAUCAUUUGUCGGUUUGGCGUGCCUAAACAUAUCAUCACUGAUAACGACACUCCCUUCGGCAACAAACAAGUACGAGAGUUGCUUAAGGGAUACAAAAUUAAACAAGUCUUCUCCACCAUUUAUUACCCCCAGGGAAACGGACAAGCUGAGAGCACCAACAAAACACUAAUUCGGGUUCUCAUUCGAACAGUGCAUGACAAUCCCAGAGAAUGGAACGAAAAGCAACCGAUGGCGCUAUGGGUGUAUCGAACAACACCUAGAAAUUCUAUUGUAGUUUCUCCAUAUUUGCUUGUUUACGGCGCAGACGCGAUCCUCCCAGCAGAAAUCAAGAUCCCGUCAGCCAGGAUUGCAGCAGCAAGUGGGGUCCACUGGAAUGAAGCUGAAGCGUUGAUCUCCAGGAUCGCCGAGUUAGACACUCUAGACUCCAGAAGAGGUAAAGCAGAGGAACGUGCUCAGAUGUACAGAAAUAUGAUCUCCAGGGCAUAUGACAAGACUAUAAGGCCGCGUGUUUUAAAAAAAAUGAGAUUUGGUCUUAAAGAGACGGCCAAGCACAUUCAGCAAGACAUGCCUGCACCAAAGUUCUCUCCAAAAUGGGAAGGUCCUUAUGUGAUUACCAAGGCUUACAGUACCGGCUACUACAAGAUCGUUAAGGUGGAUGGAGGCAAGUUAGAAGCAGUCAUCAAUGGAAAAUGGCUCAAGGCAUAUCAUGCUUGA
Messenger RNA from Papaver somniferum (opium poppy), 1653 nucleotides. RefSeq lists its product as uncharacterized. Gene Ontology annotation, molecular function: nucleic acid binding. Gene Ontology annotation, biological process: DNA integration. The transcript is spliced from 3 exons. The record is from RefSeq and is a predicted model, not a curated record. NCBI's taxonomy places the organism in Eukaryota, Viridiplantae, Streptophyta, Magnoliopsida, Ranunculales, Papaveraceae. The coding region runs from base 1 to 1653 and encodes 550 amino acids.